This is a messenger RNA of Cuscuta europaea, 1279 nucleotides long. NCBI's taxonomy places the organism in Eukaryota, Viridiplantae, Streptophyta, Magnoliopsida, Solanales, Convolvulaceae. The record is from the annotation of a GenBank genome assembly.
ACUUGCUCCACCCAGGAUAUAAAAACCUCAUUUCUUAUUUUCUGUAGUACACUUCUUCACACAUUUUUUUCGUAGUCUUUUCUUGAGACAAAAAAACUCUACAUUUCUUCUAAUCACAUAGACUGUGAUAUGGUAGUCUUGAUGCAAAAGCUAAGCCAUUUCCUAAAAAACCCCUCCGAGCCGGCGACCCGCCGGAGCCCCGCCCUCGACCACCACGCUUCUUUGACGGAAUUCCGGUCCGGGGUAUCGAGUUUCUUGAAACAAAUCCAAUCAGAUCACCGGGGGGAGCCGCCGGAAUCAGAGUUUUGGACUCUGGGAAGGGUUCAAUCAUUCUUGGACGCGUUGUCUUUGGUUCACAAGUACUUCGAAAAGACGGUGGCGGCUGAUCUAGCACAACCGUCUGGCGGCGGCGACUGUUCUUGGGGCCAAGAAAUUACAGAAGAGUAUCUGAACUUCAGCUUUGAUCUUCUGGGGCUGUUGAAUUGCGUUAGCUCUUCCCUUUCUCACUUGAAUCAAGCUAGGGUAUCCCUUUCCAUUGGUCUUAGCCAUUCAGAUAUUUCAGCAAAGCAUCUCAGAAAAAUUCAGCCCAUGGAUCUCCAGGGAAAUUUCAAAGUUUCAGGGAUGAAGCAAGAAAGCACGGAUUACACAGACAAGAAAGAAAGAGUUAUUCAUGAAGCCAUGAAGAUCACAAAAGGCGUUUCUUUAUGGAUUUUGGGGGCAGUGCUAUCAGCGCUGUGUAGUGAUAUAAGGCCGUAUUUGGAAUUGAGAAAAUCAGCUCUUGAUUCAUCUGGUCAUGACGAGCCUUUACUGUUGGGGUUGGAUUGUAGAUUCAACCAGGAAGUCAUGGAGAAGAAGCAUAACGUCGUGAAGGAGGUGGGAGAGAUAAAUAAAACAGUUGCAGCCAUGCUCGCGGCGGCGGCUGCCGGAGAAGAUGUUGCCGGAGAACUGGGAAAACAAAUUCAGUUGUUUGAGGAGAGGUUGGAUGGAAUUCGACAGAAGAUUGAUUAUCUGUUUUUAGAAGUUUUGGCAGCAAGAAAUAGACUUGUUGAUGGCCUUCGAUUGACCGGCAAUAACUAGCUUGAUUUACAUAUCCGGAUUAUAUGUGUAUAACUUGAUUUAUGUACAAAACGUUUACGUAUUUUUGAGUAUUUUAUGAAAAUGUUAGAGAUGAAAGUGAUAUUAAUCCAUGCUCUGUAUUUUGACAUUUUUUUACAAGCGAGCUCAUGUCAUUGAAUUAUUGAAAUGAAUGGGUGUCUGAAAUUUAUUACGUUUCUACUUC